Molecule: messenger RNA, 1752 nt
Organism: Symbiodinium sp. CCMP2456
Lineage: Eukaryota; Dinophyceae; Suessiales; Symbiodiniaceae
Source: the annotation of a GenBank genome assembly
GAGGGGAUGGAAUUUUGGGAUCCGCCAUGUGAAGCAAAGCCCAAAGUUAUUGGCGUUUGCUUACACUCGCUUUGUUGCGCCUGCGCGGCAGCUGACCGGCACAGCUUGGACCAUCUCAGCCUGCAGCCGACAUCUCUCUACGACAGGGAGAAGCACUUCGGCUAUCAGUGGUUGCGUGUGCGCCGAUUCCACCGCCUGCUGGCAGGGACCAACCGCAUGGAGCUAUUUCGAGAAGCCAGCGAGGACAUUCCACCAGCUUUACGUUCCGAGAUUUGGUCCGCUUUGCUAGGGGGCGCUCCCUCAGUCGUGGACCAGACUUGCUGGGCACCCUUCUAUGAGAAUCUACUCACUGCGCCUUUGAAGAGCCGAGAUCAACUGGGCCAUGCUCAUCUACUGGGCCAUCGCGCCAGCUCGAAUGCUUUGGCAGCUCCAGCUGCGGAGGAGGACAUCCUGCAAACAGCCAUGGUUUGCAUCCAAGGCUGGCAAGAAAAGCACCAAGGCAUCAGAAGAGGCGAGUCCCACAAUGUGGGCUCAGUCAUUGCCAGGCUCGAGAGAAUUGUCCGGGCCCUGCUGACCUCCAAUCCCUCACUGCGCUGCGCGGCAGGCCUGGGGGUAUUGUGCCAGCCCAUUGCCGCCGUCUUCGGUGCCGAGGAGGCAGCAGCUUUCUUGGCAGCGCAGCGUAUCCUCCACGGCUUUCUUUGGCCGCUCUACGGUCGCGAUGGCAAAGCACAGCGCAGGCACUAUCUGCAACUCUUUGGGGCUCUGCUCGGUUUUGCCGAUCCAAUCCUGGCGCUUCAUCUGCAGGAGCUGGGCAUGGAACCGGAGGCUUACGCGAGCGAUUGGUUCUCUACCUGGUUCGCUCAGCUUCUUCCACAAUCGCAGGCUGUGCGUUUGUGGGACGCUUUGCUCCUGCGGCCGCCGCAGUUUUCGCUUUUCGUUGGAGUUUGCUUGGUGCAUUUCUUCCGGCUGUCCUUGUUGGCGUUGGAGGAAGCGUCCCAUGUCGCCAGUUUCCUGGCCAGUUGUGCUCAGCUCGUCGACUGUCAAGUGCUGGUCUCCUCUGCGCUCGCUCUUUUUCAGGCCACUCCGGCCUCUGUGACGCUGCCGGUGUUCCCGCGGCAUUCUGCCGGCGAGGCGCUUCUGUGGGAGCAUGGUUCUACCGCGAUGGCAGCAGCAGAUCCCGAUUGGGGAUAUCUUGAUUCAAUUUCGAUGGACCCGUGCGUUGAUCCAAAGAUUGAUCCAAGCGGGCUUAAAGACGGUGAGACAUCUCCACACCAACAGCUAUUGCAGCAUGCCACGGAGCAGUGGCGCCAGUGCGAGUGGUGGCGGCAGAGAAUCAACAACAGCCCAACUCCUCCCAUCAUCACCGUGGACGACCUCCUCAGCUUUCGAAGCUGCUGCUAUGUGCUGGAUGCGCGCUCAAGCGAGGAGUUCGCCGACUGCCACUUCCAAUCCAGUAUCCACGUUAAGGAUGCAGACGUCCUGGACUUGUUGAGGACUUUGCCACAAGAGCUAGUGGCGCAGUGCGGUACGCCUUCACCGUCCUCCCUGCAGAAGACAAGCACGUCAGCAAGUGGAGCACAAGCAAGUGCUGAAGGAAGUGCGGCUGCAUCUGAGCCGCUCGCUUCCAGCAGUCCUGAAGAAGCGCCUCCUUGGCUGGGCAAGGAUCUCCGGCCGCGUCUUGUGGUCGUGGUGGGUGGGGAAGACUUGGGCACCGACUUUGCGGAACGACUUCGGAGCGAAGGUAUCCGGUGA